UUGACCAUGCACUUCAUUUUCAAUUUCCUCAUGCAAAGUCUCAUGAGAACCCUCCCCCACUGCACAGCUGGUAUUCAGAAAAAUAAAAAAAAUAAUUCUACACAAACCAAUUCAGCAGAUGAAAUCUGUGCAGCACAGAAGAAUAGGGUUGACAGGAAGACACUCCCUUUCGACAAAUGCCACAGACUUCACAGUGCUUCUUUUUAAAAUUAGCAUUCCAGAAAGUGACUCCACAUUUUGAAAGAAGAACAGAGAAAAGGCUUUUUCAGAAGUAGGUCAACAUGGUGGUAUAGCACAGAUGGAACAGACUGCUGCAUGAAAGCUACUCUUGACAUCAUCAUGGAGACAAAUCACUGUGUUUUCCACGUGUUUCUCUGCAUUUCUCUGAUCUUGACACACUGGCACAAGGGGUCAGCUUGCCACACAGGCUCUCAGGUAGAAUGUGAGAAAGCCCCAUUUGUGCCUGGUUACAACUUGGCGGGUGAAGGCUUUGAUGUUGUCAGGAUGCGCCGUAAAGGUGCCUUUUUGAUCAAUGUCAAGUCACACAUGGAUAAUGGCACUUGUACUGUCUGCAAGAACCGCUUUCAGGGAGGGCAGAUGCAGAAACUUCCCUCAGCUGUGCUGGACUGGCGUCCCUUCAGCCGCUGCAGCAAACAGCUUUCUAGUGCUCUUCAUCAUUCUGUCGACUCCCUAAUGAAGAGUUCAACGUCACUCAUCAAUAACAACUGGGAAAUGGACCUUAGCCUGGAUAACAUAGGAAAGGCAAUUUUUGGAGGGAGUCGUUCAGAUAUUGCUAAAUUUGCCCAAUCUCAGAAUGCAAUGGAUAAGGCAACAUUUGCCCUCCAUGAGCUCAGCUGCACAUAUUACAGUUACAGAGUUACAGACCACCCAGAGCUCAGCACUGAAUUCUCAAAACACCUUCAGCGACUUCCGACACAAUAUGACGAGGAAACAAAACCCCUGUACCGAAGAACUAUAGAUACUUACGGCACUCACUACAUACGUCAAGUCCAUCUGGGAGGGCGAGUGAGGCGGGCCACAGCUUUCCGAACUUGUCUUGCAACACUGAAGGGUUUCUCAGAGACUGAUAUCAAGAACUGUCUGAAUAUUGAGUUAAAGAUGACUUUGGGUUUCCUUCCAGCUAAUGCCUCACUUUCCAACAAAUGCUCUCAAAUCCUUAAAGAUAACUUGAGCAUGGGAUUCUACCAGGGCUUCAUGACACACAAGAUAGAAGUGUUGGGAGGCGAAAAAUACUUUCCAGACCUAGUUUUAAACAAAAGCCCGGCUGAAUCUUACUCAGACUGGAUGAUGAGCUUGCAUGACAAUCCUGAAGUCAUAUCAUAUGCAAUUUUCCCUCUCCAUCACCUGGUGGCUGAUCCUGAGGUUAGUGUCAAUCUAAAAAGAGCAGUAACUGCGUAUAUUGAAGAAAACAGGCUUUCUGUAAAUCACAAAGAGGAUCAAGGAUGCUCACAAACACCAAAUCUGGACCACAAUUGCUGUCCUAUGCGAGCCGGCCGUGGCAAGUUAGAAGUGUUUGUACAGAGAGCCGCAGGCCUGAAAGCAGAUCUCUUCACACGUACUGACGGUUACGUGAAAGUUUGGUACAACCUCAUGUAUGAGGAGACUGAGGUGGUUAUGGACAAUAAUGAUCCCGAAUGGAACACCAGCUAUGAUUUUGGAUCAGUCGAGUUUGGUCACGAACUCAUAUUUGAGGUUUGGGACAUUGAUGUCAUUUAUAAUGACAUGGUGGGGAGAUGCGUGGUCAGCCCUGAACGUGGAACUCAUUCACACAGCUGUAAAUUAAAGAGAGGCAUCCUGUAUUUCACCUACAAUGCAUUUUGUGAUGCUCAUCUAACAGGACCCAGGUGUAGCAGAUAUUCACCAAAAACAUAAGACCUUGUAUUUGUAUAGAACAAAUGACACAAAGAGAAAAUGAAGCAUAUUUAGAAUGAAGAAUAUUUAUGUAUAUUGCUUUUAAGAUAGUUGUAUAGACGUAUAAAAAAUGGUUACAUUUAGAAAAAAAAAAAAGUUAAUAUACAAGUAGUGUAUAUAAGGGUAUAUAGGUAGUGUGUUCAAAUGAAACUUCAAAUUUUGAUAUCUCGAGGAAAAAGAGGUUUUAGCUGUUGGUGUUUUUUUUCUUCUUCUCAAGACUAAUAGAUUAUUACUGCAUUUGUUCUACUACAGAAAUUAGUUUUGCUUUCAAUGGUCUGAUUCCUGUGUGUGUUUGUAGUUUACUGGUUCAAUAAAGACCCAAAGUGCACAA
Messenger RNA from Carassius gibelio (silver crucian carp), 2263 nucleotides. Its product is annotated as perforin-1-like. The transcript has 3 exons. The record is from RefSeq and is a predicted model, not a curated record. The coding region runs from base 316 to 1893 and encodes 525 amino acids. Lineage: Eukaryota; Metazoa; Chordata; Actinopteri; Cypriniformes; Cyprinidae.